Messenger RNA from Orbicella faveolata, 1604 nucleotides. Its product is annotated as glutamate receptor ionotropic, kainate 2-like. Gene Ontology annotation, cellular component: membrane. The record is from RefSeq and is a predicted model, not a curated record. Gene Ontology annotation, biological process: monoatomic ion transport. Lineage: Eukaryota; Metazoa; Cnidaria; Anthozoa; Scleractinia; Merulinidae. Gene Ontology annotation, molecular function: signaling receptor activity; ligand-gated monoatomic ion channel activity.
GUUAAGUUCUCUCUUGGUCACAAUUUGUAACCAAUUAAUGAAUAAAAAUUUAUUUAAAAGGCAAUUAGGCCAAUUCACUGUACUGUUUUCGCUCUACUCCCCAUUCUCUCUUUCAGUGAAGUUUCAAACAAUCUGAAAAUGUAGUUCAUUUAAUAUCUACUUUUUUUCAGACACCAACAGUAGGCUAUUUUCAUAUUCUCGUUUUUGAACUGGAACUAGCUUGUAGCGGUGGCUCAUUCGGAAGAAUGUCGUUAAAACGAGACCAAUAUAAUUUACAGCUGAAAAGACUCCCUGCAUUAGUCUCAGUUGCAAGCUAGUUCGAGUCCAAUACCGAGAAUACGAAACUGGUCAGUAACGAAUCGCUAGGACGGCGUCAUGACCCCAACCAGGGCUAGAACCCAGUCCGCUUGAUUCAACUGAAUCCAGCGCGCUAAUCGUUAGGUAGCCACGCUCCCUAUCGAAUACAGAACCCAUGAUAUCAUUUUGCCGUACAAACAGUGAGGAGACAAAUAUCAUAAAGUAGCGAUAAUAAUAAGCCCUUUAAAAAUGUCCUCACCCCGCCUAAGAAAAUCAAAGAAAAUCUCAGACAUAAGAAUCUCUCCGAACAUACGUCCCUCAAUGUGCGGACAGAGUAUUUAUAUUUUACUCUCUCAUGCUAUUUAAUUACUGUAGAAUUUGUUUUGUGUUCCACAUCGUUGCGUUGACAGAGUUUAACCAUGCAGAUCUUAUGUAGUCUCGUCUAGUCCAGUCUACCGUUUAGUUAAGCGUUUUUAGAAAACAAACAAACAAACAAGUAGGCAAACGGAUUAAAAAAAAUAAUCAACAGCUCGUUUAAUUUACAAUCUUUUUGCAGAAACCGUAAACUAUACAAAUGACUUGAGCGCGUCUGUAUAUGUGUGUUAGGCCAAGCAAAGCACAAACCUUUAGCGCAAGAUGUCCAAAGUGGGUGUGCUUUGAACAGAAAAGGUUUUCGUCGCACGCUUCAGUGCAGUCUUUCUGGUCCACGUCGCAUGUUUUCAAAAGAUUCAAGGGCAAAACCAGUGCUGGUACCCAAAUUCGCUUUUCAUUUAUGUAGCGAGGAAAGUUAUCUUCAACGGCUUUAACCAUGUCGGAUUUUGUUGUCCUUUUUAUGUCAGGUAAAAACUCCAGGAAUUAUGAAUGAUAUCGAUUUCCGUCGUUCCGGUUCGCCAAGCGAGGAAACUUUUGACGUGGUCAAUUAUCAGUCUGGUGAAGGGUGGAUAAAGGUGGGAGAACACAACAGGCACACAACGGGUUUGACUAUGGACAGAAAAAGACCGGUGGUGUGGCUUGAUGGUGAACUGGAUGUCCCAAAACUGGCUAGUGUUGAACUCAAGUAUAGGAAGAUCAAAGUUCUGAUUGCGCUGAGUCCACCGUUUGUAAUGAAGAAAGACAACUUCACAGACACGGAUUCUGGUCCUGAUUACGAGGGAUUCUGCAUCGAUCUGCUUAAUGAGCUGCGGAAGAAACUGCAGUUUGAAUAUGAACUGGAGCUGAAGGAGAACUUUGGAAACAAGCAAGCUGAUGGAACAUGGGAUGGGAUAAUUGGAGAACUAACAAGAAAGGUAAAGCUGAAUGCACUCUGA